AACCCAUGUUAAAUCUCAAAACAUGUUAUAGUUCCUUUCCUUCAAGAAUGAAAAUGGCGGUGUUAUCAUCUUCUUCUUCUUCUUCUUCUCCUACACUGCUUCCACCUCGUCCUUCAAUUUCUCAACCAAAACGCUACCCUAUCCACACCCUCAAACCCCACACUCGUUCUCGCCACACCCUCUCCGCCGCCGCACCCGCCCCCUCACUCUUCUCCACCACCAGCACCAGAGAAGGUCUUGACACUGUCAACAUUGCCGAAGAUGUCACCCAGUUGAUUGGGAAUACACCAAUGGUGUACCUUAACAAAGUUACAGAAGGUUGUGUGGCUAAUAUUGCUGCAAAACUUGAGUCCAUGGAGCCUUGUAGAAGUGUCAAGGACAGAAUUGGGUAUAGCAUGUUAGCUGAUGCUGAAGAGAGUGGAGCAAUAUCCCCAGGGAAGACUACUUUAGUUGAACCAACAACUGGAAAUACAGGACUUGGCAUUGCUUUUGUCGCUGCAAUGAAGGGAUACAAACUUAUAGUCACAAUGCCUGCUUCCAUAAAUAUUGAGAGGAGAAUACUUUUACGUUCAUUUGGUGCCGAGGUUGUUCUGACUGAUGCAGAGAAAGGACUGAAAGGGGCAGUUGACAAAGCUGAAGAAAUUCUUCACAGAACACCCAAUGCUUACAUGUUUCGACAGUUCGAUAACAUGAAUAACACAAAGAUCCACUUCGAAACUACAGGGCCAGAGAUAUGGGACGAUACCAUGGGUAAUGUUGAUGUAUUGGUUGCUGGGAUUGGAACUGGUGGUACUGUUACUGGCACUGGACGUUAUCUGAAGAUGAUGAACAAAAGAAUAAAGGUGGUUGGGGUUGAACCUGCAGACAGAAGUAUAAUAUCAGGAGACAAUGCGGGAUUCAUACCAAGCAUUUUGGAUAUCGAACUGCUUGAUGAAGUCAUCAAGGUUACCAGUGGUGAGGCAAUUGACAUGGCGAGGAGAUUAGCAUUAGAAGAAGGUUUAUUGGUUGGGAUUUCGUCAGGAGCUGCAGCAGCUGCUGCCCUAAGUUUAGCAAGACGGCCUGAGAAUUCUGGAAAACUUAUUGUGGUUAUUUUUCCUAGUUUUGGUGAGAGGUAUAUUUCCACUCCCCUCUUCAAUUCUAUCUAUGAAGAGGUUCAGAAAAUGUAACAAAUAGAUUCUCCCUUUACACAUUGCCUUUGGAUUUUGGAGCUGCUUCAUGGCACCAUUCAAGAAAGUAGCUGCCUUAUGCUUUGAAUAGAUGCACCCAUUUGGACAAGGCACUGCUCUAGGAGUUGAGGCCAGAUAGAUGCAAAAGGGUACUAACUUGCACUUUAUGUACAAUGUAGUUUUUCAUUUUUACAGUAUUCCACAGUCAUCAAUGAUGAACAGUAUUCCAGUAUUUUACAGGAAUGUUGACACUUUUUUUUCAAUUACUAUUUUCCUACAAUGUAUCAUAUAUGAUAUAUAUUGAAGCAUAUUACAGAUCGACGAUAGUAUAGCUGAGGAUGGUUUUUAAGUUGUAAUACCAAUGUUUGUUCAGAAGAAUUGGUACUUGCUACCUGUUAAAUAUUGCAUAUCUUAAAAUAGCAUAGAGCUAAAUUUCAAAGUUA
This is a messenger RNA of Lotus japonicus, 1609 nucleotides long. Its product is annotated as S-sulfo-L-cysteine synthase (O-acetyl-L-serine-dependent), chloroplastic-like. The coding region runs from base 6 to 1166 and encodes 386 amino acids. Gene Ontology annotation, molecular function: cysteine synthase activity. The record is from RefSeq and is a predicted model, not a curated record. Gene Ontology annotation, cellular component: cytoplasm. NCBI's taxonomy places the organism in Eukaryota, Viridiplantae, Streptophyta, Magnoliopsida, Fabales, Fabaceae. The transcript is spliced from 11 exons.